Prorocentrum cordatum is the source of this 1472-nucleotide messenger RNA. NCBI's taxonomy places the organism in Eukaryota, Dinophyceae, Prorocentrales, Prorocentraceae. The record is from the annotation of a GenBank genome assembly.
CCCAUCUCGUCUGCUUCUUGUCCCGGCCUUGCAGUGAUUGUGCGUGUACUCACCGUUGCAAUUUUUGGCGCAAGUGUAUAUCCAGUUUCCAGGAACUGUUUUGUCAUCGCUUGUCGCAUCCAUCGCCAUGGGUUCUGCGAUCGGUCUCGGUGCUGACGUCCACAUGCAGAUCCUCGACUGGAUGGUGGUGCGCCCCGACGGCGCCGCGGCCGAGCCGUCGUCGGCAGCCUCCAGACAGGCCUUCGGCUGGCUGCCUGCGCUGGUGGCCGCCUCCCGCAAGUCGCGCCCCACCGUCAUCUCGGCGCUCUGCGGCGGGGUCAGCGCGAGCUCUGAGCCGCAGACGCGCGCCAUCCUGGUGGAGGCCCUGGGCUGGACAGCCCCGGAGGGAGACGCCAGCGUCGUGGCGCUCCUGAACGCCUGCGCGGGCGACCCGGACGCGCUCGUGCGCGCGGCGGCGGCGGAGGCCCUCGGCCACGCGGCGACGUGCGACGACUGCACGGCGCAGGGGUCCAUCUCAAGGUGCCUGGAGGACCGCGCGGAGGAGGUGGUCAUGGCCGCGCUGCGGGCCCUCGGCCGGCUGGCCGCCCCCGGCGACCGCGCCGCCGUCCGCCUCAUCGCGAGGUGCCUGCGCGCGGAGGCCUGGGACGUCCGCCGCGCGGCCGUCGGCGCCGUCGUCGCCGCGGCGGAGCAGGGGGACCGGGAGGCCCUGGGCGCCCUGGCCGGCGUGCUGGACGACGCCAACCGGCGGGUGCGCGAGGCGGCCAUCGAGGGCAUCGCGGAGCUGGCCUGGCGGGGAGACCGGGAGGCCCUCGCGGGGGUCUCGGCGAAGCUCUCGGACGACGUCUGGUGCGUUCGGUGCGCGGCGUUGGGCGCAGUGGCACGCCUGGCCGAGAGGGGGGACGACGCCGCGCUUCUAGCAGCGGUGGCGCAGCUGGAGGACGACUAUCCGAGCGUCCCUUCUUCUUCCUCCGGCAUCGCCGCCUUGGAGGCGGUCGCGGAGCUGGCCCCGCGCGGGUCGCGGGAGGCCGUCCCGCGUGUGAUGGCCCGGUUGCAGGACCCAGACGAGGACGUCCGGGUGGAGGCCAUCGAGGCGGUGGUCCGCAUGUGGUGGCGGCGACGAGGUGGCCUUCGCGGCGCUGGCGCUCCAGGCGCGGGAGGACGAGAGCGCCAGCGUGCGCGACGCUGCGGGGAGCGCGGCGCAGCGCAUCUGAGCCGGCGACGUGCAGCCGCGCCGUCGGGGAGGUCCUCCGCGCCCGCGCCCUGCGCCGGUUGCGCUCCCUCACCCCCUUCCCUCCAUCCCCUUCCUCGAUGGCGGGGCGCCCGCGCAUGAUGCAGAUGUUGGUGCACAGUGCGCUUCGUAGGUUCGGUUGCAAGGGGAGGGUGGGGCUGGCGGCGUUGCGCACAGCAGGCAACUCGCCGGCCCCCCCCCCCGCCGUCCCCGUCAGGAGCCGGCGUGGAGUGAUCGCGGGGCG